AUGAGAGACAGGCAGACACCCACGCGAAAAUACUCUCCCUUUUAUCGCUGUCUCUUUUCUGUACACUUUCCUUUUCUCUUUUCCACCUUAAAAACUCAUUCUUUUCACAUUCUUUCUAAAUUUACCUUGACAACACCCUAUUCUUUCUUGCUUAUCUUCUCCUCCUCCGCCUCCGAUUUCUACCGAAAAAGCUAUAAUACUCACACUUUCGCCCCACCCAACGCUAAUACACCCCAAUCCGAGCAUUAUUAUUCAUCACCGCCGCCACUCUCAGCGCCGCCAACCGAUGAGGAUAUUUUCAGUCUGCUCCCUGUUUAUUUCUUCCCCACCACCACGCAUACACAAACACUCCUCCACCUCCAUGCCCUAACCACCCAUUACCACUCCCUUUCACGUAAGCUCAUGAGUCUAACACUCAUGCUGACGAACGCACCCCACCUCCCCCAUGUCUAUUUACACUACAAUCGCGAACCCCUACCUUCAUCGUCAUCAUCAGCUCUUCUUCUUCUUCUUCUUCUUCUUCUUCUUCUUCGUCUUCUUCUUCGUCUUCUUCUUCUUCUUCGGGAACCGUCAGCUUUGACACUCCGGAGUAGGUUAUAA
This is a messenger RNA of Acanthosepion pharaonis, 600 nucleotides long. The record is from the annotation of a GenBank genome assembly. NCBI's taxonomy places the organism in Eukaryota, Metazoa, Mollusca, Cephalopoda, Sepiida, Sepiidae.